Molecule: messenger RNA, 1268 nt
Organism: Drosophila melanogaster (fruit fly)
Lineage: Eukaryota; Metazoa; Arthropoda; Insecta; Diptera; Drosophilidae
Gene: blanks
Product: blanks
Exons: 2
Coding region: 111-1085 (324 amino acids)
Source: RefSeq, marked reviewed
GUCUCUUUAAGUCAGAAAGUCAUUCUUGACAGUACAAAAGUUUUGUGGAAGCGGAGCUAAUUUGUGUUUUAAAAGUUUUGUAAAGGCGGAGCUAAUUUGUGUUUUAAAUAAUGGAAGCAAAGCAAUUGUUGGCUGAAAGUUGUGCAAAGGUGGACAUCUUAGAGAUGAAGAAGGCAUUGAUCCCAAAUCCUUCUGCCGAAGAGGAUGCAGUUGCUGUAAUUCCGCUCGCAGAUAAUUUGAAGAAAACUGCUAUGGGCGGGGAAAAUAAAAGCGAUGAGAAGGGAACUGUUUCUUCUGAGCCAAAGGCUCUCAGUGAUCAAAUCACAUCUUCUAUGCGUGUUACCAAAAACAAAAUCGCCGAUGAUAAAUCUUCUGACGUUAUCACUGAUGACGCAACCAAUGGCCGUAAGAAGCAAAAGAAAAAUAAAAAGGCAAAAAUUCGCCCGUUGACCAUGCCCGUGACCUCCAAGGAUGCCCUUAUGGUUUUGAAUGAGUUAAAGGGCGUGACAGUCGACAAUAUGCAAAUAAAACGAGACCACGAGGGAAAGAUUAUGGCUCGCGUUGUUGUUAACUCAAAGAAAUACGAAGCCGAGGGUUCUUCAGUAAACUCUGCAAGGAAUGCAGCUUGCGAGAAGGCACUGCAGGAAAUCCUAACCACCAAAAUGAAAGCUGUGUUGGACGGGCCAGGAAAGAGCUUGGAAAGCGAUGAGGAUGAUAUACUCGAAAAGAUGGCCUCUUAUGCCAUUCACAAACUUGGUGAGGAAUGGAAGACCGAUGAUAUUGAUGUCGCAACCCUGUAUAAUGACUUGAAGAACAAGCAGACGUCUGUUGUCGAGCCAAAGAAGCCGUUGCCCGAAACAUGGAAGAAUAUGCACCCUUGCAUGGUUCUUAACUAUAUGCGCCCCCAGUGCACCUUUAUAGUUUCAGGUGGCACUGGUACAAACCAGAAUAAUACUUUCUCCAUGAGCGUCUGUGUGGACAACUGCGAGUUUAAUGCUGAAGGGCCAUCCAAGAAGGCAGCCCGUUACAAACUAUCCGCUUUAGUUUGUAACAAACUAUUUGGAACCGACUAUCCACAAAAAUAAACGAAAACAUCACAUGAUUCUGGGCACCCGGUAGUACUUUAAAACGUAUUAGCGGCAUUCCCCACAAACUACACGAAAUACUGACUUGAAGAAAAAAAAAAAAAAUAAUACAUUGCAACAAAUAACACUUUUCAUUGAAUUAAUUUGUAUCGUAAAUAAAACGAAUAAAACUUAAACCACUUC